This is a messenger RNA of Tyto alba (common barn owl), 2600 nucleotides long. RefSeq lists its product as uncharacterized. The transcript has 2 exons. Bases 1098 to 2153 code for a protein of 351 amino acids. NCBI's taxonomy places the organism in Eukaryota, Metazoa, Chordata, Aves, Strigiformes, Tytonidae. The record is from RefSeq and is a predicted model, not a curated record.
CCAGCACAGCCCUGCCUCGCGCGGUGGCUCGCAGCCUGCCUGCUGCUCAGGAGGAUUUGUGCUGCGUGGCUGGGUUGGGUGUUAUUUUCCUCCCCCCUCCAUCUUCCCCUGCCUUCCCUUUCCUCCCCCUUCCCUUGGCCGGCAGGGACACGGCUGGGUCGGAUCCGGAGCCCUCUGAAGCCAACCCAGGACUCUCCGUGGCAAGGGACCCUCGGCAAAUCCCCUCUCCGGAGGGGAAGCGCGCUCCGGAGCAAAAUUCAUCACUGGACGUAAUAUGGAGGGAGGGCCCCGCGUGUUCCCGCUCCCCAGCAAGGGGACUGACACCAACCUUGAGGCGCUGGCGAGGAGAGGAAAACCAGCCCGUCACGCGUCUGGAAAUACGGCGGAGGGUAAGGAGGGACCAGCCUCCGCACCAAAAUCCUGCUGCGGACGCGCCGGCAGAGCCGCAAGGACGGGCAAAACGAGCCGGGCCGGGGGGCACCGACGGGCACAACUGCGGCCGUGGGGCAGCCGUGGGGCAGCCGUGGGGUGGCCACUCAGCACCCGGGCAGCGCGGUGCCGGGGUGAAGCGACAGCCUGGCUGCCUCUCGGCACGCUCCCGUUCUCCUUCUUUACUCAUUUGCUGCCUGACAGGUCGGGAUCCUUCUUCCUUCCUCCCUUCCUUCCUCCCUCUCCUCCCACUCUCAGCCUGACUCACUUCAAUUCCACUAAUAAUUACCCAUUCCAAUCAUUAGCGCGACCACUAAUAUCAACCCCCCCCCCUCCCUCUCCCAUGCCCCGCUUUGCCCCCUGCCUCAGUUUCCCCUUGAAGCAAGACAGAAACCGCAUCCCUGCAAGCAAAGAGAGGGGGGGGGAGCAGAGCAAUCGGAGCGAUGCUGGCAAUCACUGCCGGUGAUGAACCGCUGCUCUGCGCUCUCCGGACGCAGCCCAUCGGCCGUGCCGCCCGAGGCCGACGCUGCCUAAUUACUUGCGAUAUUUUGUGAGCUGCUUUUAUGCAAAUCGCCGGUGAGAGUCUCCCCCGGCGGAGCAGCCUUCCAACCGCUCACUCAUUGGCGCAGCCGCCGGACAAGCUGUUUUGCUGAAACUAUAUAAACGAGAUGCUGGUUUGUUACUGGGAGGAAAGCGGGUGCCGGCCCCCCCGAGGUGCCGGCGGGCCCCCCCCUUCGCUGGGCGAGGAAAGCGGGGUGCCCCACAGCAUCCUCCUGGGUGAUGCUGAGGAUGCGGCCGGCUGCAGUCCCGGCCCCGUGGGGUUCGUGCUGCUUGCGACAAAAAUAAAAGGAAAUAAAAGCUCUCCCAAGGAUGGGAGAGUGAAUGGAUCCUUCAUCCCGGUCCCGGAUCCCGCUCCGCACGCGGUUGCCCGAGGAUGCUGCAAGCGGGUGCAGCUGAACGUAGAGGCUGCGCUCCCUGGGCAACGUGGCGGGGAUGGCUCAUGGUCCCCACCUUGUGCCGGCCCACGGGCACGUGCUGAGCCCCCCGGCCCCACAAAACCACAGCGAACCCGGUGGCAGGACCUGGUGCCCACCCAGCACCGCAGCUCAGAGCCGGGAAAAACCAGGAAACCCAGCUGGGAUGGGACCAGGACCGCUUUCCAGCUGUGCCUCAGUUUCCCCACCUCUGGGUGGUCUGGGUUUGUGCACGGUGCUGGUGCUCCUGUCCCCAGCCAGCACUGCCAGGCUGGGAAAUGCCAGACUGGGAGGAUGGGGACAGAGCAGGCUCAUGUCCCAGCCCUGUGCCAGGGUCCCGGACCUCCUCCCUCGGUGGGUGCCUCCAUCCCCAGCUGGGGAGACCCCAGGACAUUCCCAGCUCCCCUAAACGUGCCACUGGGUCCGUCCCCUCUGGCAUUGGCAGGUCAGGCUCUGCCCUUCCCACAGCCGAUUUUUCUACCGGGAAAACUUUCAGCAAAUUCAUGGUGGGGCGACCAAAACCAGGAGGCACUAGGCUGCUGUGGGAUGGGCACUGGUGGGCAAAGGACGGACCCUGGCACUGGGCUGUGCCUCGUCCCCCACCCACGCUCCCAGUUCCCUCUCUGCAAGGUGACGGGGCUUUGCCACCAGUGCCCCAGUGUCCCCACCAUGUCCCCUACCCGCCAGCAGGCGCACGGAGACAUCCAUACCCAUGUUAUUAAACAUCACCCGUGGUCCCUGUCCCCCUGAGAGCCGGGACCCACAGUUACAGGGGGCAUCACCCUGUCCCCUCUUUGCCUUCCCACGGUUUGCUUUCGCGCCGCCUCCUGCCUUUGCUUUUGGGGCUCCGCCGGGUCGGAUCACACCGCCCAAGCCUCAGGCUCCCCACCGCCGGCAUGGCAAAGGUUUCCCCCCCUCAACAGCCCCCCCCACCCCGGGUCACGGGUGCCCCGCGGAUGCCGCACUUCGGCGUCUGCCUGCAGACAGGUCUGUCCGCCGGAGAUGAAUUCGGCUGCACCACUGCCAGGCUCUGCCCUCUAAGUCAUCUCCCGCCAGCAGCAGACAGCUCGGUAAUGAAGCGUAAUGCUCCGACACUCCCCUGAGUGACAGUGGCCAGCACCGGCUGGUCCCGGCGGCUCGGCAUGGCCUCUUCUGCCUGCCAGGGAGGGGGAAAGAGAGGGGGAAAAAUGAGCAUCC